Molecule: messenger RNA, 514 nt
Organism: Drosophila hydei
Lineage: Eukaryota; Metazoa; Arthropoda; Insecta; Diptera; Drosophilidae
Product: translation machinery-associated protein 7 homolog
Exons: 2
Coding region: 81-275 (64 amino acids)
Source: RefSeq, a predicted model, not a curated record
CGAAAUUCAGUGCUGUUUUUUUAACAAUCUAUAGAUUUUUGUCAUUGUCAAACACUAAAUAGAAAAGCUGGGAAAACAAGAUGAGUGGUCGUGAGGGCGGUAAAAAGAAGCCACUGAAGGCACCCAAGAAGGAGGGCAAAGAUCUCGACGAAGACGAUUUGGCAUUCAAGCAGAAGCAAAAGGAGCAACAGAAGGCGCUCGAUGCCGCCAAACAACAGGCAGCCAAAAAGGGACCCCUUGUGGGCGGUGGCAUUAAGAAAUCGGGCAAGAAAUGAUGGAUAAUCGUAACGCAUAAAUAUUUGCUACUUUUUUGUUGGAGAAAUUCAUUUGUGAACACACACACACAUACACAAACGUACACGAUGUAAAUUGCAUUUGCAGAAACAAAUUCAGUUUUCGUCAAAUGUAAAUUGACCAAAAUUGAAUGUUCGAACAGUUUAAACAAAUUUCUCUUUUUAUACUUACGAUUUAACACAAAUAGCGCAUUAAAUACUGUAAUAAAAGCAACAAUUAA